AUGGCAAACCAAAGCGGGGAGGAGGACGAGGCGGAGGAGGAGGUGGAGGAGGAGGAGGAGGAGGAGGGAGAAGAGGCGGAGGUGGAGGCAAUGGAGGCGGUGGAGGAGGUGGAGGAGGUGGUGGAAGAGGAGGAGGCAAAGAAGAAUAGGAGGAACAGAAGCAUUUGGUGCACUCUCUAUCCCGGAUGGAUUUCAACCCGCCGUUUCCUGCGUCAAAUGCAGAAGGACAACAUCGACUGUGCCUUGUUGCAACAGGAGGCUUGCCACAGAAAUGAAGUCAAGUUCGCCAAGGGAAAACUAAAAAGUCGAGUGCUCCACCUGAUGCGUGGACCCGUAAUUCAGCUGAUGAUGUGCUCCCUAGUCCUCCUGGAUGCGCUCAUCGUGACUGCAGAAAUCAUCCUUGAAAUACAUGCAGUUAAAGAAGAUUUGCUCUUGGCAAUCGUCUUUGCAAUGUCUCUUUUUUACCUUCAAGCUGUCACUUUACUUGAGGUUUCCUUGUUGUCAAUAAAAGGGCAGGGAAGGACACUUGUCUUCCUCUCAGAUGUUUCCUUGAUAAAAUCUCAGAUAGUAUUUUCCCACCUGUUGGACGAGCUCUCCUUGGAUGAAUACAUGCACGUAGGCCAAGCCGAGAAGAAGAUAUACGAAUAUGAGCGGAGCCAUUUAAAUCACAAGAUGUACCGCUACUACUGCACCAGUCACACCGACCCGGAAUCCGUCUUCACUCCUACAACGCGCGAGGUCUGUUGUCAACGUCCUGUCAAUCGUUCAGGUGUGGAAUUUGAAGCUAUCCCUUCACCUUUUGCUCUCUGUUGUCCCGCUCGUGGCGGCUCUGACUGCGGUGGUACUGGAGGGCCAGCAAGAGGACGGUUGUUCACUGUCUAUCACAGUGUCUCCUCUCCCCCGUUGGAUCAAAUGAGCAUGCACUGCUCUCAUCUCACCUGCUGCCUUUCUCAGUUGGGUCGCCUGAUGCAAAGUCCACUGGAAGCGAUGGGCGAAUCGGGCAGCUGUCAUUUCUUUCACACAAUCGCCUGUAUCCUUCACUUUCUUAGUAUUCUCAUCCUCUGCAUUUUUGUGAUCCAGUUGGCUGUGAAAGUGGUCUGCAUGGGACGGGCCUUCUUUCGGUUAAAAUUUGAGAUAGUGGAUGGUAUAAUAAUUAUCAUAUCCCUCAUCGCCGACGGCAUAUUUGUCUACAUUGCUUCGGAAGAAAUAACCUUGAUCAUCGUAUUCCUUCUCUGGCGGAUAGUUCGGGUGGUCAACAGCCUUCUAAUGUACGAGAAACAGAGGAAUGAAUUUCGUAUUCAGUUGCAAAAAAGGGCCCGGCGAAUGUCCGAGCUGAAGGUGGAAGCUCUCAAUGGAAAAAUUAUCCUUCUUGAGAAACACAUCGACAACCUCGAGAGCAUGUGUGUCGAAUUGGGAGUGCCAAGAGAGCAAUUGCUCUUCUGUCGACCCACAAUAUCCAAAUCGGGUAAAGAAGUGACAAAAAACGCAAUCCGCUCAAUGGUUUUUCUGACCUCGGAGAUAAUCACCCAGUUUGCAGUGGGAGUGAAUCCCAAGACGCAGGAGACCGGUCCCAACCUCGGAGGUAGUUGCAGUGCACCUGGUGGCACCGCUUCCAGCUCAGCUAGUGCCCCACCGGCUAUUGAGUAUCGGCCGAGUGAAGGGACCUCAAAUCCCAAUUCUUCCAUCAACUCAUCCCCGUCCAGCAGUCCACCGCUUUGGACAAAGCUCAAACCCUCCUAG
Hydatigera taeniaeformis is the source of this 1740-nucleotide messenger RNA. NCBI's taxonomy places the organism in Eukaryota, Metazoa, Platyhelminthes, Cestoda, Cyclophyllidea, Taeniidae. The record is from the annotation of a GenBank genome assembly.